AUGGAGUUUCAGUAUUCCAUAACAGUAUCACCAAAGCAUCGCAGUCAGCAUUCGAAUAAUAGGCAGUACGGCGCAGCAGGUACAAGCACAGCAAGUUCAGGCUUCGCCUCUGAACAGAGCCAGCCGUGGACAGCGACCCGGUGCCAUCGGCUGCUUCGGCCACUGCUGGCCCACAUCGCCGCGCUCCGGAAGGAUAAAGAAAGACGCGUCUUGACCCGUUCCGCAUCUGGGCCGGCCGCGACCAAGUCAUCGCUAGGCAAGCGAGGCUACCCCUAUGACGAUGAUGACUAUUGCGAGUCACGACCAUGCCGGAAGUAUUCGAGGAAGGGCCCUCGAAGGACAUCUGCCGAUAGCUAUUCUACAAUCACUCCCCAGCGCAACAUGCAGAAGAUGCUUGGCCGGUCCGGUGCCCAGGAGAGUCCAGAUUUGAGACUAACUACCCCCUUUCUCCUGCGUUUGCGAGGUUCCAUAACCUCUAGUUUGUCGUUGAGCCAGGAUUCGGAAAAGCCGCGCCAGAAUGAGCUACGACCAUAUCCGGAGAGCAAACGGUGUCAACACAGCAAUGACCUUUGCACCAAAACGAGAUGCUACUACGACGCAGAAUUGGCCCACCUUCGCCGACAAGUUAAUUCUACCAGAUACAGCCUGUACGAGCCUGUAGUCAGGGCCUUGGACUCCCUACUGCGGGCCACAUCUCCACAGAAGAACCAGGCAGCAGAACAUACUUCGUUACUGUCCAUUUGUCUCCGCAAAGUGCCCGAGUGCAUAGAACUUAUUAAACAGCAAGAGGAGGAAGGGGCCAGGUCCGCAAUUCAAGGGGCUAGUGUAUCAUUCGAGAUAUACUCUGAGCUGGAGUCAUUGGGAACAACCGCUGGAUGGAGACAUCUUUGUCUAGUUGCCCGAGCUCAUGGCUUAAGGAUUGUACAAAAGGCAGCCUUGGAUGGCUUAUUCGAGGAUCCAGUUACCGAAUUGUUGAUCAGAGUAUGUCUUGAACAUAUGCCAGCCAAAGAGUGCAUGGGGCUCAUCCGGACAUACGUGAUCCGGCAAUACCCCAAGCCUUCCUCGACCGAUGAUAAUCCGUUUGCCUCACCAGCUCUCCGUCCCCUCGAGCUACUCCGGAGACAUGAAAAUUUGCAGCACCUUGUUCCAGGGAUAGUAACAGAGCUGUUAGACAAGGAGCUCCUGCCCCGUGAAUGGGUGCUCUCCAAAGGUAUGCAUUCACUGUGGUCGUCGUUACUGUAUACGAUCACCGAGACACGGCCUUGCGCGGAUACGGUCGAUCUAAUAGCCACUGUGCUCGAGUUGCUUUGUGAUCUCGCAGUGCCAAGGAAGCCACGAGGAAAGCUACAGACUCGGCUCCAAGGGAAGCCUCAGAAUAGGCUUCUCAAUGCCCUUGCAGCUCUCGGAUCGGUGGUGCUGUUGGGUCUUGAACGUUCUGAGGAGGAAUCCGAGCAGCCAGAAAAGUCGAGGAGGUUCGAGGCUCUCAGAAGACGGCUCGAAGGGAUUGUUGACUAUUGUCUCAAGAGCCUGAGGAAAAGGAAACAAGGCGGCUGGAAACUCGGCAGUUACCUGAUCUCUCUAUGUGGUUUCCUCUGUCUCCCGCACAACGACACUUGCCAAGCAUCUGCCUACUCCAAAGCGCGAAGCCAGAUCGAGUCAUCUUGGAGAAGGGUACACUCUUGCAUAGGCAAUGAAGGUCUAAUGCUUCAAUACAAUGCCACAGCGGCACUUCUGAGCGCGAUAGCACACUCUUGCAGCCGUGCAAAUGUGGGCCUGGCCCCUCGGGAAUAUUUGUUUGGAUUUUUCAACAAGAUGGAAGCACAUCUCCAGCUACCAGAUGACGCACUCGCUAACAUGCGGGUUGAUGGAGCAUUUCAUCUGGCAGAACGGACGGGUGAUCUGCGAGAUCUUGAGUUUGCUGAGCAGUUGCAGGCCGAAGUUAGGGCCAAAAACAGCACUCCAGGACAGAAGACUUCCGGGAGUAGCAUGAAAAAGACCCGUCCUUUCUCUGGUAUGAAGUGGGAUGCUGAAAUUGCGGAGUGGAUGGCCGCGACACCAACGACAACAGAGCGUCCAACACGGAGUGGUCACCUGGCUCGGCUUUUUGUGGUUCUGGAUGGAGAGACCAGUCAAUCCGAAACUGACCGUGAGACUGAUGCAUCCUUGGGAACAGACUAUGACGACGAUGACGACAACAUUACAUGGGAAGAUCAUAACCCCACCCAAUCGACAACUGACAGGGCAACACCACCAGAAUCGGAGUCAACAGCCAAACAUCAACAAGCACUACAACAUCAGAUAGACCAUGACUAUGAUGAGAUCACAAUUCUGGAGUCAGACUAUGGUGGCUUCAGCAAAAUCGCCAAUGAGUCAUCACCUGCUCUCCUCGAGCGCCAACCACACCGCGUCUCGCGCCGCUUGACCUUCAUUGCGGCAGGGGAUGAACUUGGUUUUGAUGUUGACGCUAAUGUUGACACAAGAGUAUCUGACAACGAGAACGCCAGCAGGCCGCUACGCAAGCGUCCAGCUCGGUUUCGCUUGUCGAUAUCUGGUAAACAGCCGGGCAGUGCCUCUGUACUGGCUUUCGCUAGAUCGCAGUCCGAGUCUGAGACUCGUACUCGUAUCAGUGAUUGCCUUCUAGCUCGUAAGAGGAGCGAAAAAAAUAUCAACGAUGUCCUGGGUAGUGGUUACAAGAGCACGGAACAAAGCGCUUCUGAUGAGCAGAAACCCGCGAACAACGCCAUUGCCAACAAGCCAAGGAAAAAGCAACAUUUGGUGUCAGAGAAACCUAGACCGAAAACGUUGUCACAGACAUCGCAGGUAUGUCACAACAACUCGAGGCUCGGUCAGUCGUUGUCUCGUUGUUCUUUGGCACAAUGUCUUCGCGCCCGUGGCUGUGAAGAGGCCGAGGAUAGUGGAGAUGAGCUGAGCAUUCUCUAA
Thermochaetoides thermophila DSM 1495 is the source of this 2940-nucleotide messenger RNA. RefSeq lists its product as uncharacterized. Bases 1 to 2940 code for a protein of 979 amino acids. Lineage: Eukaryota; Fungi; Ascomycota; Sordariomycetes; Sordariales; Chaetomiaceae. The record is from RefSeq and is a predicted model, not a curated record. The transcript has a single exon.